Penicillium expansum is the source of this 717-nucleotide messenger RNA. RefSeq names its product RTA1 domain-containing protein. The record is from RefSeq and is a predicted model, not a curated record. Gene Ontology annotation, cellular component: membrane. Lineage: Eukaryota; Fungi; Ascomycota; Eurotiomycetes; Eurotiales; Aspergillaceae. The coding region runs from base 1 to 717 and encodes 238 amino acids. The transcript is spliced from 4 exons.
AUGUUCCGUGGUCGGACUUGGUUCUUCACUGCUUUUAUAUUCGGAGGAAUAUUUGAGAUUAUUGGAUAUAUAGGCCGUGUCGUUUCUUCCAACGAAUACCCGAAUUACACAACUCCUCCUCUUGCUAUUCAAGCCAUAUUUGUCCUCGUCGCGCCGUCGCUGCUCGCUGCAAGUAUUUAUAUGGAACUUGGCCGCAUCAUGAUUAUCACUGGUGGAGAACACUUGUCACCGAUCCGACGCUCGUGGUUGACGAAGAUCUUUGUGGUUGGGGAUGUGGUAUCAUUCUUAGUUCAGGCAGGAGGAGCCGGAAUGCUCGUCAAAGCCAGUACAGCAGCAAAGGGCGGAAAUGUGAUCAAAGUCGGCUUGAUCAUUCAAAUUAUCUUUUUCGGAAUCUUCAUAAUCACGAGCAUCAUUUUCCACGUCAAGCUUGAGAAAAACGGGUCAAGGGUGCUACAACAGCAGGUAGUCCCCUGGAAGAAACACCAGACCGUGUUAUACAUCGGUAGUCUGUUAAUUUUCGUCCGGUCCAUCUUCCGAUACAUCGAGUACAACCAGGGAAGCAGCGGGGCAUUGCUCCAGCAUGAAUUCUGGAGUUACGUUUUCGAUGCCGCUCUUAUGCUGCUGGUAAUGGCUGCGUUUAACGUGGUGCAUCCGGCCGAGAUUAGCAGGUUGAUGGAAGAGAGGAAAGGUGGACAUGGGAUGGAGCUGAUUGGAUGA